AUGGAUGAAUUAAUAAAUGAAAAUAAAGAGUUAAGAAAACUCAUUAAUCAACAAAAUGAUUUAAUUUUAAAUUUACAAUCUCAAAUUAAAAUUUUAUUAAAAUCACAUUUAUCACCUACAUCAUCAUCAUCUUCAGCUAAUAAUAGUAAUAAUAACAAUAACAAUAAGAAUAAUACUAAUACAACUAAUAGAAUUGAUACAACCAAUAAUAAGGGUAAUUUAAAAUUAUCUAAUGAUAUAUCCAAAAAGGAUGAAUUAUUAUCAACAAAUUUAUCUUCGUACUCAAGUAAUUAUAGUCCUCCAUUACCGCCGAUUUUACCAUCGUCACCAACUAAAACACCUUUAGGUUUAUCAAUGUCAUUAUUUGGAGAUGAUGAAGAAGAAGAAGAAGAAGACCAAGAUUUAAAUAAUUCUUCUACAUCUAAUUUAAUAACUAAUAUAACUACACCAAAACCAAAUAUUUCAAAUAAUAGUCUUGUGGAUGAAUUAAAAAUACCAACACCAAGUCAACAAUUGCAAGAAUUACAAAAGGAACAAAAGGAACAACAACAAAAACAAAAUCAACAAUUACAACAGCACUUGAAAAAUUCUUCAUCUAUACAAUCAUUUUCAUCCAAUUCAUCAUCUUCAAAUAUUUUAAGUUCAAAACCUACCACUACUGCAAGUGAUAAUACAGUUACAAACUCACCACAAGACGUUCCAAUGAGAUCAGGAAGAAGAUUAAAUCAGCCAACUAUAAAUAAUAUCAACAGUAAUUUCAACAAGGAUAUGGAAAAAGAUUCAAUAGAUAAUUCAUCUAUAAAGUCAGUUUCUUCGAAAUCAACUUCUUUUUCAAAUUUACCUACAUCUAUAUCAAAUACAAGUAAUUUAUCUUCAAGAUAUGGUGAUCGAAAAUUACAAAAUUCUAUGAAUUCAGACAAACAUUCAAUUGAUAAUUCUACAGUGAAUGAAGAAGCUGACAAAAUGAAAGAUGAAGAGGAUCAAGCUAAUAAUACAUCGAUUGCGGAUACAUCUAUUAAUAAAUCUGGAUAUACUUUAAAUUCAAUAAAUUCAAUAGAUUCGUCUUCAAAAAUUGAUGAUACUAUUGAAAGUCAAUUAAGUCAAAUAUCUGAUGCUAUUAAAUCUCAUACUGAUUUAUUAUCUUCAACUUUAUCAAAUACAACUAUAUCAAACUCUAAUAAUAAUGUUUUACCAAAAGCUCAAAAUACAAGGAUAUAUUCUCAUGAUAAUAAAAUUACAAGAUCAACUUCAAAUGCUGCAUCAACUUAUAUGUCAUCAAGAAUCAAACCACCUACUAAUGAACCACCACAAGUUACUCAAUUACAAUCAUUAUCCAAAAAACUUUCAAAUACUUCACAACCAUCACCUACACUUGAUUUAGCACCACCAACAUCAUUAAAAUUAGCAUUUAGUGAGAAAAAUGAUUCAAAAUCUAAUGUUUCAUCAUAUACUACUCCAACAAGUCAAGAAAUUCCAACUUUUAGUAAUUACUCAAAUAAUAAAGAAUAUGCAGUUACACCUGAUGGUUUUAAUGAUAAUACUAAAUUUGAUAAUUUUGCUUCACCAAAUUUAACUACUGAUAAUUAUAAUAAUUUUAAUUCUCCAAUGUACAAUUACCAAAAUAUCGCAACUUUCCAACAACCUAAUAAUCAAAAUUAUCAACUGGUGUCAAAUCAAUAUCCACAACAACCAUAUCCAAACACACACCAAAAUUAUCAAAAUUCAAAUUCACAACAACCAUAUUAUGAUCAACCACCACCUAAUCAACGUCUAGCACCACCUUAUGACUUGAGUAACCAACCAAAUCUAACUCCACAACAACUGAGCAAACAAUUCAACAAUCAUCUGCAACAAAGUUUCUCAAGACCAUCUUAUCAAACACCAACAUCGUCAACUAAUAACAUCAACAACACAAGUCCCCAUACUCCAAGUGGUUCUAGUUUCAAUGUAUUACACACCCCAAAGACAGAUAUGGAUGAAUCAUUGUUAUUUAUAAAACCUGAUGAAUUUCAAACGAUAUUUAUAAAAGUCGUCAGUACAAUACAUGUCAACUCAUCAAACAUUCAACAUAAUUCAUCAUCAUCCAAAAAAUCUGAAGAUCCAAAAAUUACAUUAACUAUUAAUGAUAGAGAAUCUAACAAGGAAAUGUGGAGAAUACGAAAGAACCUCUCUCAAAUAUUAACAUUUGAUUCAGAAAUUAGACCAAUUGUUGAAUUUUUCGGGUUGGGUUCAUUACCUGAUAAACAAAGCUUUUUAUCUACUACACCAAGUAAAAUAGAAACAAGAAGAUCAAUAUUACAAAAUUAUUUCAAUUCAGUGUUUUUAAUGCCGCAUAUUCCUCAUAUGGUAUUAUACAAAAUUUGUUUAUUUUUAUCAUUAGAUUUUUUGAAUCCCUUAGAUGAUUUUAAAAGUGGAUCGAGGAAAGAAGGAUUUUUGGUACGUCGUUACAAAGGGUUAGGAAAUAGUUGGAAAAUAAGAUGGUGUCAAAUAGAAAGUAACUACCUUGAAAUAUAUCAUCAUCCAGGUGGUCAAUUACAAGAAUCAAUCCAAUUAACAAAUGCGCAAAUUGGUAGACAAGCAUCAGAUUCAGUUGCAGAUGAUAAAGGUUAUAGACAUGCUUUCUUAAUAAUGGAAUCAACAAAAUCAAAAUUACAUACAACACCAAGUAAACAUUUUUUUUGUGCAGAAACCGAUGAAGAAAGAGAUGAUUGGGUAACUGCAUUAAUUGAGUUUACGGAACCUUCACCAUCUGCUGAAUCAUCUCCUCAAAAAUCAAGAAUUGAAGUUGAUGAAAUUCCAACUCCUGUUGAAUAUGAUAAAAAGUUUUCUUAUGAUAAUUAUAGCACGAACAAUAACAAUAAUACUAGCUUUAAUCCAAAUGCUUAUGGCGAUCAAGUAUCUACGAAGACAUCAACUUCAAAUGAAGAACAAUCUAAAAAAUUGAAAAAAAGAAGUUAUUUUUCAUUUAGAGGUAGAACAAAUUCGAAUGCUGACGAAUCUUUGCCUGGUGGACCACCACAAUCUUCAGCACUGUAUCAACAACAACAACAAAACCCUUCGAAAUCACAAAUUUUUGAUAAUAACAACCAAUACAACAACCUGUACAAUUACAACAACCAAUCACUAAAUAAUUUACCCGCACCAAACUAUAACAAUGGAUAUAAUUCAUCAAUACCACCAACAACUCAACCAGAUACUUCAAACUCAAUGCAACAAUAUUUAAAUGACUUAGAUUUAGGUAACGACAUCACAAAAUCAAUAUUUGGAAAAGAACUUGAAUUAGCAUAUAAUUUAUCAAAUCAUGAAUAUAUGGGUAAACGGAUUCCAUCAAUUUGUUUCCGAUGUUUAGAUUAUUUAAAUAAAACAGGUGCAAUUUUUGAAGAAGGUAUAUUUAGAUUAAGUGGAUCAGCAUCAACUAUACGACAACUCAAGGAAAAUUUUAAUACUUCAUAUGAUUUAGAUUUAUUUUCUAGUUCAUUAAAACCUGAUAUGCAUACUGUUUCUGGAUUAUUUAAAACUUAUUUAAGAGAAUUACCAAAUCCAAUUUUAGGAGUUGAUGUAUAUAAUCAAUUAAAUCAAGCUAUAUUAUCUAACAAUUCAAAAUCUAAAACAUCAACUCAUUUUAAAGAGAUACUUAAUAGUUCUCAAACAUCACAAAUAAAUUAUGAUUUAUCGUAUUGCAUUUUCAAGUUUUUGAAGAGUAUAAUGGCUGAAAACUCAAUUAAUAAAAUGAAUUUAAAAAAUAUAUGUAUUGUAUUUGUCCCGACUUUGAAUUUAAGUUUAGAAGUGUUGAGUUUAAUUUUAAUUGAUUUUGAAUAUAUUUUUGAGAAUGGUUCAAACCCUGUACUGGAUUCAAAUAGAGAGGUUUUGGAUUUACAUAUACCUACUUUUUAA
Lodderomyces jiufengensis is the source of this 3894-nucleotide messenger RNA. RefSeq names its product Bem3p (gene BEM3). The transcript has a single exon. The coding region runs from base 1 to 3894 and encodes 1297 amino acids. The record is from RefSeq and is a predicted model, not a curated record. Gene Ontology annotation, biological process: signal transduction; regulation of GTPase activity. Gene Ontology annotation, molecular function: phosphatidylinositol binding. Lineage: Eukaryota; Fungi; Ascomycota; Pichiomycetes; Serinales; Debaryomycetaceae. Gene Ontology annotation, cellular component: cytoplasm.